This is a messenger RNA of Pantherophis guttatus, 5736 nucleotides long. It is a transcript of the gene CALD1, whose product is annotated as caldesmon 1. Gene Ontology annotation, biological process: muscle contraction; angiogenesis; actin filament bundle assembly. Gene Ontology annotation, molecular function: myosin binding; calmodulin binding; actin binding. Gene Ontology annotation, cellular component: actin cytoskeleton. The record is from RefSeq and is a predicted model, not a curated record. NCBI's taxonomy places the organism in Eukaryota, Metazoa, Chordata, Lepidosauria, Squamata, Colubridae.
UGACAGGCAUCUCUUAGGCUGGCUGACCCCACCUUUGGCUGCAGCCAAGCCAUUGGCUGCUUUUUUAGAAUAAAUUGAGGACAAUGCCGGCCACUGGCUGCCAAUUCUAAACAUCAGGGAUAUGUAUUCACUUAGCACUAACUUUUGGGAGGGGCCAAGGAGAGAGUGCAAUUUCGUGAAUUGGGCUUGUGGGGUUUAGACACAGCCAGAGAGCCUCACUUGUACAGUAGUGCGCUCAUCUGGACGGCCACUGCUGCCUUCCAACACUGACCAGAGAGUUGGGCUUUGCUACAGAGUUUUCCUCAGGCAAACAUUCUUGGAGGGAAUUCUUUUACAUCGUUUCAGUUCUUCAAAAUCUUCAUUCCAAGCUGCAUUUGCUUGUCAGAUAACUACAGAAAGUUGGUGUCAUCAUCAAAACUGAAUAGUGGAAAGUCUGAUUUGGGGGAUUUAUCUGAACUUGAAUAUAUAUCAUGGACGACUUUGAACGUCGCAGAGAACUUAGGAGACAAAAACGGGAGGAAAUGCGCCUGGAAACAGAGAGAUUAUCCUAUCAAAGAAAUGAUGAUGAUGAGGAAGAAGCUGCCCGAGAGCGACGCAGACGAGCCCGUCAAGAAAGACUGCGGCAAAGAGAAGAGGACGACUUAGGAAUUGUGAAACCUGAAACGAAUGCCCAAAAUAACAUUGCAGAAGGAGAGUCCAAAACUACUACUACAGUGACCACUGUUAUGACUACUCAAGGUGAUGGAGACGAUGAUGCUGUGUUCCUGGAGAGGAUGGCACGGAGAGAGGAAAGACGUCAAAAGCGUCUUCAAGAAGCACUGGAACGCCAAAAGGAACUUGACCCGACCAUUACCGAUGAGACCGUGUCCUUCACAAGCAAAAAAGUGGUGAAUAAUGUGGAGGAAAAUGAGACUCCAGGAAAAGAAGAAAAGGUAGAAACCCACAGAAGACACUAUGAGAUGGAGGAAACAGAAACCAUCACUAAAUCAUACCAGAGGAACAACUUGGAGCAGGAUGAGGAAGAUGGAAAGAAAGAUGAGGAAGACAAAGAAGAGGUGGAAGACCAGAAACCAAAGCCACAAGCCCUAGAGGAGAAUCAGGUAGAACUAACUGUAGAGAAGGAGAAUAUAGACAAUGAGGAGGAAUCUGCAGUCUUGGAGGGAAAGCAUCUUGAGGUAAAUGCAGAGGAGGACAAAUUAGACAAUGACACCCAUGUCCUUGCCAGUUCAAAGGAGAACCUCAGCAUCACAGUAGUCAUACAAAAUAAGGAGGAAGACAAUGAGGCAGAAAUGAACCAGAUACAAAUUGAGGAGAGGGAAAGGCUUGAGCGGGAGGAAAGGGAGAGAGCCGAAGCUGAGGAACAGAGGAGAGCAGAGGAAGAAAAAGAGAGAUUGGAAGCUGAGAAAAGAGAAGCUGAGGAGAAAGCGAAGAGGGAAGCUGAGGAGAAAGCAAAAAGGGAAGCUGAGGAGAAAACAAGGCUUGAGGCAGAAGAGCGGGAGAGGGCGAAGGCAGAAGAACAGCGGAAGGCUGAGGAGGAAAGAAAGAGGAAGGAGAAGGAAGAGGCAGAGGCAGAGAAGAAAAAGGCUGCCCAGGAGAAAGAGAGGCGUGAGGCUGAGGAGAGGGAGAGGAGGAAGGCAGCCGAAGAGAAAAAAGCAGCCGAGGAACGGGAGAGGGCUAAGGAGAAGGAAAAGAGGGAGGCAGAUGAGAGGGCCAAAGCUGAGGCUAAGGCUAAGCUAGAAGAGGAGAAGUUAAAGGCCAAGCAAAAGGCCGAGGAGAAAAAGGUAGAUCAGCCAAAAGGCAAGAAAGGGGACGAAAAGAAAAUAGAAGAGAAGCAGGUAAAAGAGAAGAAACUCCAAGAGGAGAAAAUCACAGCAGCUUCCCUCAGGAAACAGGGGGAAGAAAAUAAAGUGGAAGCUAAAAAAGGAAACCUACAGGACAAGAAGCUUCAGCCAGCCUUCAGGAAAGAGGAGAUGAAAGAUAACAAACUGAACAGAGACAAAAUGCCCAAAGAAGAGGCAAAGUCCAUCUGGGAUCGCAAGAAGGGAAUUCCAGAUUCCAAGCCACAAAACGGGGAAUGCAUCCAAGAACUCCCUGCUCACAAGCUGAAGCACACAGAGCAUGCUUUUGGACGACCAGGGUUCAAAACCACACCGGGAUCCGAAGACGGCAAACCCCAGGUGGAAGCUGGCAAGAGGGUGGAGGAGUUGCGCCGUCGGCGGGGUGAAAACGAGAGCGAAGAAUUUGAGAAGCUGAAGCAGAAGCAACAAGAGGCGGCGGUGGAACUGGAGGAGCUGAAGAAGAAGCGUGAAGAACGGAGGAAGAUCCUGGAAGAUGAAGAACAGAGAAGGAAGAAAGAAGAGGCGGAGAGGAAAGUUCGGGAAGAGGAGGAGAAGAGGCGGCUGAAGGAAGAAAUUGAGAAAAGAAGGGCAGAAGCCGCUGAGAAACGCCAGAAGAUGCCAGAUGAAGCACAAGGUGAUGACAAGAAGCCCUUCAAGUGUUUCACUCCAAAAGGUUCUGCUUUCAAGAUAGAAGAACGUGCAGAGUUCUUGAACAAAUCCGUCCAGAAGAGUGGUAUGAAACCUACUCACACAACUCCAGUUGUCUCCAAGAUAGACAGUAGGCUGGAACAAUAUACCAGUGCAAUUGAGGGCAACAAAGCUGCAAAGGCCACCAAGCCAGCUGCUUCUGACCUCCCGGUUCCUGCUGAGGGAGUUCGUAACAUCAAGAGCAUGUGGGAGAAAGGCAACGUGUUUGCAUCACCCUCUGGAACGGGGACACCCAAUAAGGAAACAGCUGGGCUGAAGGUCGGCGUCUCCAGUCGCAUCAAUGAAUGGUUAACCAAGACCCCAGAAAGCAACAAAUUGGCUGCUUCAAAACCAUCGGACUUACGACCUGGAGAUGUAUCUGGCAAACGCAAUCUUUGGGAAAAGCAGUCGGUUGAAAAGACCCCUUCUUCAUCAAAGGUUACAGCAGCAGGAAGGAAAUUGGAGACCAAUGCAGGUUUGAGACAAUUUGAAAAGGAGCCUUAAGGAAGCCACCAAUUACGCUGGACCAAGUCGGUUUUCAAAAACAGAAGUGCUAAAUGUGCCCUCUUCUUUUUAUAUAUAUUUAUGUUUGUUUUUGUUGGUUUACUUGGGAGGGGCGGGCGGGGUUGGCUACAUUAUCCCAGUUUUUAAGGAAACCAUGUAUAUUAGCACUGUAUUUAAUAUUCAGUCUUAAAACAUUUGUCUUAAUAGUAGUGCCUUGUAACGAGAGCCUUAUUCCUCAAAAAAAAAAAAAAAACAUGCUGUGAAAGAGAGAGACACUUCUACUGACAAAGUCUUCACAAACUGUGUGUCCAGACAGGAGGAGAGGGACAUCUGCUGUGCACACCUUCCACUUGUGGGUCCUAUCCCAAAUAGGUGAGGCAAAGCCAGAGCCAGGAUAGGAGGAACACAGGCUGGUCCAUUCACAAGCAAAGCUCCUGAACAGUGGGCCCUCAAGAGUCAAGGCAAAGUCAACCUCUUUGCUACUAUUGACUUAUUGUUGACUUGACUGUAGACAGGUUUGGUAUAAUUCCCUAUAAGCCUAUCGUGAUCUACAGAACACUAUAUGAUAGGUUCACCAUCUUUAGUGAUCCAUCACCUUUGAUGGAACCAUGGCCUUCUCCCUCUUUGCUCUCCGACAUCAUAUCACAGAUUUUUUUUUUAAUUUGAUUUAUAUGCCACCCUUCUCUGGAGACUCAGGGCGGCUUACAAUGUGCUAAGCAAUAGCCUUCAUCCUUUUGUAUAUUUAUACAAAGUCAGCUUAUUGCCCCCACAACUGGGUCCUCAAUUUACCUACCUUAGAAAGGAUGGAAGGCUGAGUCAACCUUGAGCCUGGCGAGAUUCGAACCUGCAGUAAUUGCAGGCAGCUGGUCUUAAUAACAGGGUGCUUUAAACCACUGUACUACCAAGGCUCCUAGAUUGCCAUGUGUGUUGUUGCUGGAGUGCCUAAUCCAUCACUUGGGUCAUACCUGUAAGUGGAGGUCACCUUCUCCAUCAGUAAGGUCCUGUGCAGAGCGAAGGAGUGUUACUUUCCAUAAAAGGAAAGUAGGAGAGAUGCAAGGAAUGAGGUUCUAUGCAUCCCACCCAAAUAUCCUUCUUGUAGCUAAGUGGGAUGAGCCCCGUUUUUUCUUCCCUUUCAGCACUUUAGAGUAAGGCAUGGAAGAAACAUGCCAAGUUGGCCAUUUCCUUCCGUAAGUAGUCCAUGACGAAUUAGCAUCAUCAGUACAAUUUUCAUCAUUUUAAAGUAGCAUUCCUCCGCUCCCUUUGGUAAGUUAUAGUUAAUUCUCUGAAUUUGGACAAUUGCAAUCAGCAGUGGUACUGAUCAUGUUUCUCUCUCUUCUUUUUUUUUUGUUUGUAUUUUUUAAAAACUAGUUAACAGUUUUAGAACAUAUACAUUUCGCUUUUUUAAAUGUUAUGUAUAAGGCACUACUAAUAAUAGAAGGCUUUUAAUACUUAUUUACUUCAUUUAGCUAUAAACUUACAUAACUAGCCAAUAUCACAACUUUUUUUAAAAAAAAAAUACACACCUUUUAUAUUAAUAUUCCAUGAUUGCCAUUAGGGACAUGGCAAGAGAAGUAUUAGAUUUUUUUAAAAAAAUAAUAAUAAUAAGAUGAGCGAUGAAAAUUAUAGUUUUAAAGAGGGAAGAAAAAAAAAGUUUUAGGUCAUAGUUCACAUGUAUAAAACAAUAUAGCUAAUUUAUAUAGAACUACCAUAAUUACCACACAAGAAAUACAUGCACGCACGCUGUUGGUAAUCCUCCUUUUCCACCUUAUUGCACACUGAUUUUGCUUUUUAUCAGGUCUGUAUACACUUCUCAUGUUCUCGCUGUAGAAAACAAAAGGGACACCGUCCUUCCUAUUGCCAUACAAUUCAGUGCACAAAUAUAGUAGCCCUUGGUCCUAGGUGCACUAACCAUGGAGAGACAAGGAUCACAUCCUAUAGCCCAGCUGGUACCUUCCAGAUGCAUUGGGAAUCUGAGGAGUUGUAAUCUCAACACAUCUGGAAAACGUCAAGUUGGGUUGGGCUUGACGCUCAACCCAAGGGCUACUUGAUGCUCUUCAACCUUCUUCCUCCUUCCUCAAGGAGUCCAAAGAUAGAUAUCCUUUGUCCUAGAGAACAAGCGCUUGCUGAAUUCCAGGCAAUGAGGAAGAAGGCUUCAUUUGAACCCAGAAGCCAUUCCAAAGAGGAUUAUCUAUUGUGUCUCAAGUCACUCCACCCCGAGUCUUUAUUUUAACAUCUAUAUUAUUUGACCUGUAUAUAGUAAACUACUAAGUUUGAAUUGACAAAUCACAUGAUGAUUGGGUUUUUUUUUUUUUAUACCACACGUAGGGGUGAAGUGAAGUGAGCUUUAUUUUAAAAUCUAUAGCCCACUCCAAAUGCGAUCCAUAGUUUGAGAAUGGUUAAUUUCUGUAUACAGGUUUACAUUUUUAUUGCAUCUGUUUGUCCUUUUUAGUUGUUUUUUUUUUAAGGGGUUAAGAUGGAGUAGCGGUAUCCAAGCUCCAUUGCUUUUGUGAAUCAUCAAGUUUACAUAAUGAAUUUCACUGGAGCUUACAGGUGGGAUCAGAAUCAUAGAAGACAAAGUCUUGGAUCUGUUUGUGGUUUGGCUGUUUUGUUUGUUUUUAAAUACACUUUGGAAUCCUUACAUCUGAAUAGCUACCAUAAACCAGUAAUGCUGAAUUUGUAAUUCACAAUAAAUGGAGUUUGUCUGCCA